Molecule: messenger RNA, 6340 nt
Organism: Hemiscyllium ocellatum (epaulette shark)
Lineage: Eukaryota; Metazoa; Chordata; Chondrichthyes; Orectolobiformes; Hemiscylliidae
Product: gastrula zinc finger protein XlCGF49.1-like
Exons: 2
Coding region: 466-1161 (231 amino acids)
Biological process (GO): regulation of transcription by RNA polymerase II
Molecular function (GO): RNA polymerase II cis-regulatory region sequence-specific DNA binding; DNA-binding transcription factor activity, RNA polymerase II-specific
Source: RefSeq, a predicted model, not a curated record
GACUGAAAACCCAGUGAGGAGAUGAAGGACUGCACUGUACUACACCAGCGAAUACGGACAGGGUAAAUGCUGCAAAUAUUUCCUAACCAUCAGCCAGACAACAACUGCACAACUGUGGGAAGACAUCCAGUCCCUUCACAACAUUGCUCAGACACAGAGAAAGUUGGGCAGAGAAAUCAUCUCCGGGAAAUCAGUCGGUCAAGGGAGCUUUGACAUAUUAUCAGAUCUGAAAGUGGUCAGUGGUGUGGAGCCUUUCCAUCAGAACCAGCCGUCUGUGAGUGAUCAGUCAGGGUGAGGCUGGGAAGAAGUGUGAGUGACUCCAAGUGAGAGCUUCAAUCACUCAUCGAGCUUCAUGAACCACUGACUCAUUUAUACAGGGGAGAGGCUGUUCAAGUGUGAGGUGUGAAACGUGGACAGGCUCAGAAGGUCUCCUCAUACACAAGCUGUGUCUGUUCUAUAACGUUAAUGGAAGAGAAGCCAUUCAAGUGUGAGGUGUGUGACCAAUCAUUCUCACGCACAGCCCACUUUCUUAUACACCAGCGAACUCACACAGGGGACAAACCAUUCACAUGUGAAGUGUGCAACAAAUCAUUCUCACAGUCAUCGAAUCUCCACAGACACCGACGCAUUCAUACAGGAGAGAAACCAUUCACAUGUGAGGUCUGUCAUAAAGCCUUCACACUGUCAUCGAGCCUCUUGCUCCAUCAGACAAUCCACACAGGAGAGAAACCUUUCAAGUGUAAAGUUUGUGAUAAAGCUUUUCCAACAUCGACAAGACUUCUGUUACACCAGAGCAUCCAUACCGGGGAGAAACCUUUUCGGUGUCGGCUGUGCGACAAGUCAUUCUCUGAGUCAUCUCACUUUCACUCACACCAACGUGUUCACACUGGAGAGAAGCCGUUCACCUGCCAAGUGUGUAAUAAAUCAUUCUCACUGUCAUCAAACCUCCGUGAACACCAACGCCUUCACACUGGGGAGAAGCCGUUCAAGUGUGAGGUGUGUAAAAAGAGCUUUGCACAAUUGUCAGGCCUGGUGAAACACCGACACACUCACACAGGGGAGAAGAAAAUAUUCACUUGUGAGGUGUGUAAUAAGGAGUUUGAACAGUUGUGGGGAAUGUUGGAUCACCGUCGCAUUCACACAGUCAGGGAAGCCAAGUGAGAUGUGUGACUGAGCAUUCACACAAUCAAUGACAAUCAGCAAACACUGAUACAUCCACACUGAGGGAAGGUGGUUUAAGGCUGACGUUUGUGACAAAGGCUUCACAAUGUCCUCCCUGACACACCAGAUGAUUCGUUCAGGGAUCAGUCUAUUCAAUGAUGAGGUAUGAGAUCGUGCCUUCCCACUGCCAGAGACAUUUGCAAAACAUGGACACAUUCACACUGAGGAGAAAUCGUUCGAGGGUGAAGUGUUUGACGAGCGAAGUGAACAAUGAUCGGGCCUGAUGUAUCAUGGAUGCAUUCACUCUGAAGAACGUGAAAAAUCUUCACAAACUCGUCUAUGCUUUUGCUCCGUCAGAGAACCAACUCAUUGAGAUGAUUCUUCAGGUGUGAGAUUUAAAAGAAGGUUCUUCAAGCAUCCUGAGACACCAGAGGGUUCACAGAGGAGGAGAAAGGCCUUCAAAUGCCAUAUUUGUUUUAAGGUUUUCAUGCACUUUUCCAAUUUCUUGAAGUGCCAGAGGACCCCUAAUGGUGAGAAACCAUUCAAGUGUGCGGUGUUUAUAAGGCUUUCAUACAGUCAGCGUACCUCCUGGUCCAUCAACACACACACACGGGAGAAACACUAUUGGUUAGAGUUGUGGAAGAAAACCUUCAUGCAAUUGUUAGACCUCCUGGGAACAUAAGUUCCAGGAAGGGCAGUAUGGUGGCACAGCAGUUAGCACUGCUGUCUCACAGCGCCAGAGACCCGGGUUCAAUUCCCACCUCGGGCAACUGUCUGUGUGGAGUUCGCACAUUCUCCCCGUGUCAGCGUGGGUUUCCUCCAGGUGCUCUGGUUUCCUGCCACAGUCCAAAGAUGUGCAUUGGCAAUGCUAAAUUGCCCGUGGUGUUAGGUGAAGGGGUAAACGUAAGGGAAUGCAUCUGGGUGGGGUGCUCUUCGGAGGGUCGGUGUGGACUUGUUGGGCCAAGGGGCCUAUUUCCACACUGUAAAUAAUCUAAUCUAAUCAUAUAAGUGAAUCCACAUGGGAGAUGAAGCCAUCUAGUGUAACAUGUUAGCAUUAUUUUACCCCACCUCCUCUUUUCCACACGCUAACAUAUCUACACAUACUUGGAGCCAGUCACUUACGUCCAUUGCACUGAGAGCCGUCUGUGUUGAUUACCCUGCAGUGCUCACACAGGAGAGUGUCAUUCCAAAGUACUAUCUGUCUGUCUCAGCAGGGUCUGUCUCAAGCCUCUCACAAGUAUUUCAGGAAGAACGAUUUAGCCUUUCAUCAGCUUUCCAAACAUCACCAGAAAAUGACAUCUAUAUGUAUAGAUGCACCUGUAUGAACUCAACUUCCUUUCAGUGCUCUGUUAGGUAAAAGUCUCUCACUGACUCUGAUUCUAACCAAGAUAACGAUCAGAUACUCAGUGGUUAAAAGGGCUUCAGCUUCUGACCUUUCAGCAGAAGGAACCAGGGAGGAGCUGUUGCUGAAAUAAUAUAGAUACCUCAGUUAGAUUAAGUGUCUUUGGUGUAGGUAGAUGGAGAAUCAGCCAGCAAUCCCAAUUUCUCAUCGGUGAGCCCAGCUGGGAAGAUCAGGAUGUAUCUUGGCUGUGACAGUCUCCAUUGUCUCACAACAUUCACUGUCUGGUUGUCCAUGUGCUGAAUGGCCACUCAAACAAAGCACUAGAGGCCAGUUCAUGUCCACAACCGAUCCUCCAACAGGUAACAUUUAUUGAGUAUCUUAUUAUAGUAAAACAUCCCAAAGUGUACCACAACACAUUAUCAGCCAAGAAUUAACAGACAGAAGAGAGAUUAAGAGAGGAUGAACGGAAAUUGCCAAAGAGGAUGGAUUCAAUUUGUCCUAAUGGGAGAGAGAAAAAAAACAGAGAUAGUUAAGGAGGAAAUUCUGAAGAUCUUUUAAUGACCAAGGCACCCCUAUUCCAAGCACUGUUUACACAUCGAAGAGAAAUUGUUGUUCAAGUGUGAGUUUUACAUUCAAGCUUUCAUGAUGUCUUUGAGGAACUAGAGUUGCCAGAGUAAUCAUUGAGAGUGUGUGACAGACUUUUUACCCCUCAUUCCCCUUCCCCACCUUCUCUCCAUCGUACAUUGUCUUUUGUAGAUAAUAGUUCUCUCUUGAAUGCCUCCAUUGAACCUGCCUCCACUACACUCUCAGCCAGAGCAUUCCAGACCCCAACCACUGGCUGUUUGAAAUGUUUUUCCGCAUGUCAUCAGCGUCUCUUUUUGUCAAUCACCUGAAACUCGUAUUCCCUCCUCUCAGUUCCUUCACAAGUGGGAUCAUGUAGAGUCUUGGAGGUAUACAUCAUGGAAACAGGUCCUUCGGUCCAACUCAUCCAUGCCAACCAGAUUUCCUGAACUGAGCAAGACCCAUUUACCUUAAUUUGGCCCAUUUCCUAUCUGUGUACCCUUCCAAAUGUCUUUUAAAUGUUGUGAUUGUACUCACCUCUACCACUUCUCUGGCAGUUCAUUCCAUGUACACACCAUCUUGUGUGUGAAAAAUCUCCCUUUUAAAUAUUUCUAUUCUCACUUUAAACCUAUGCCCUUAGUUUUGGACGCCCAUACCCUGGGGAAAAGAACUCGGGCAGGGUAAUCCCGCAAUACAUUGGUUAGUUCUUCCAAAGGAGCAAUUGCAAAUCAGUCAUGUGAGAAAGUGAUGAAAAGUUGUUGAGGAGGCUGACUUUGGAUAGGAGAGCUGCCACAACAGCAGAAUUGAAGCAAAGAAAACAGGUCGCUGUUUAAUUGACAUUAAAAGUGCUCAAUAAAACCUACCACAACUGAAUGACAAACAGGGUGUUGUUAUGAUGUAAAUUUGAAUUGUCAAAGGUAAGAGCUACUACUCCUCAAUCAUGAUAUCAUAGAAUCUCCACAGAGUGGAAGAAGGUCAUUCAACCCGUCGAUUCCACACCAACAUUCCAAAGGUUAUCUCACCCAGACCCACACCACUACCCUAUCCUUGUAACCCUGCAUGUUCUUGAUCCACUUAGCCUGCACAUUUCUGGACACUCUGGGCAACUUAGCAUAGCCAGUCCACCUUAUCUGCACAUCUUUACACUGUGGGAACAAACUGAAGGAUCCAGAGGAAGUCCACACACAGGAAGAAUGUACAAAUAGACAGUCACCUGAGGAUGGCAUGAUAUCUACUCUGGGCACAUAUAAUAUUAAAAAGCUUUCCAGGGGUGUUCAGCAUUAGAACUUGCAGGAGAUUCCAAGUGGACAUGUUCCAAUCAUUGAGAAAACACAUGAAUUUACAUUUUAUUUGAAAUGACCAAAGCAACCUAGAUCAGAAUAAUGUUAUUUAUAAUAAUCAUUGUAAAAACACACCAAACAUUUUCCAAAGAAAUGUUAACCAUUUCCCUUGUCUUAGUGAAUAAACACAUUUUUUUGAAGCUGUAUUGAUAAACCCAUGGAUGCAAAUGGAGCCAUUUGCUUUUUUAAAUACUUUCUCAGACUGUCCUGCCAAUUUCAGAGAUUUUGAACAGAUACACCAAGGUCUGUCUGAUCCUACACUCUUUUGGAACUCUACCUCUGUUUUAGAUUGUCUUUGUGCAUUCUUUAUGGCAAAAUAAAUCACUUUACACUUCUCUACAUCAAAAUUUCUUUUCCCACCUCUCCACCCAUUCGACAAACCUGCCUCCUUUUGAUAUUUCACACUGACCUUUUCAAGGUUCAUGAUAGCUUCAACUUCUGUACUUGGUAAAACGUCGUUAUUGUGUCCUGUGCAGCAAGAUCAUUAAUUACAUCUGAGGAAUGCUGUGUCCUAAAACACAGUGACCCUUGGAGAACCCCUUUCUCAAACUUCCUGCAGCCUCAUAAAUAGACUUUAACCAUUCCUCACUGUCUCUGGUUACUCGGCCCAUUUUGUAUCUGUGAAGCUGCUUUCCCUUUGAUUCUGAGAGUUGUAACUUAUCUCACAAAUCCAUUGUACAGCAUGUUUUCAAAUGCCUUUUGGCAUCAGAAUAACAGUGUUCCCUCAUCAAACCUCUCAGUUACCUCAACAAAUGACUUACAGAAGUCAUUACACUAUCGUUGCCCUUUACUAAUCUGUUUUGCAUUUUGUUAAUUAACCAACAUUUACCCGUGAUUUCACUUCCUUCUCAACUAUUGUUUCAAGAAGCCUACCCAACACUAAUGUUAAACUGAAUAACUUAACAGGUUGUUGCUGCAUUUGUCUUUACAUAUUUUUAAAUGCAAAUAAUAGUUUACAAUUCUCCCGUUCUCCUCCCAAUUCUCAGGAAAACUGAAAAAUUGGGCCGUGCCUCCAGAAUUCUCACUCCAGCCAAAUAAUCUUCUCAGCAGCAGACUCAAUGGCUGAAUGGCUUAAUUUCUGCUCCGAUGUCUUAUGGUCUAAAGGCAGCGAUCGUUCAUGUACUAUUUCACCUCAGUCUUUUAUUCCAAUGUAUCUGGUCAGAUGCAUUCUUAUUUCAUUGUGGUUUGUUUUUCCUGAAAUUAGUUCUUAUUCCGAAUUGUUCCUUGUCUUUCUGUGUCACCACACCUAAACCCUCUGAUACAGUGAUCACCAUCCCCUAAAGGUACCCCCAUUGACACUUGCAACUUUUCAGUGACAUCCUUAGUCCUGGCAUUAGCAGGUUAAUGUCUUGAUUCAUGCUUAUGGCACAGGAACAUUUCUUGUCGAUAUCAAGUCUCCUAUCACGAUUACUUUUCCAGUCUUCUCUGUGUCCCUCUGUUCCGUUGAGCCAACUGUGGUGCCAUGAACUCUCUUGAUUUUUUAUGACAUUCAUCAGGAUUCAGAACUCAACACUGGUUGGACAGUGAGGUACACUUAGGGGUCCUUCCUUCCUGACACUUCCUAAAUCACUCCUGAACAGCCUGACUCUGGUUUUAAAGGUGCAAAGUGUGUGUCUGUAUAAUGAGCCAGAUCUCAGGAGUGGGUAUGGGGUAGAAUAAGACCCUUUUUUAGUUGGUGAUGUGAAGUACAGAUAGAUCCUUGUCAGGUAAUGGCUGUUACUAUGGGGAAUGUUUGUACUCCCCUGUCUGGGAUGACCACUAUUCUGAGUACAGGGAAGGAGUGGAGUUAGCUUUGACAGACCCAAGCUUCCUCAAUCCAUGAUGUAUACCUGAACAUAAAAAUAGUGUGAUGAGAAUCAUUUCAAAAUGUUUUGUGAAUGAACUUGAGUCAAUUUCAAAUACUAUGUUAUUUUGGUUGAUUCACGUUUUGAUGUAA